GCCAUGAAAUACAAAACACAUAUAGAUAGUUUCCGCAUUGAAGUUGAAGAAAAUCAGAGGAAACUAGAACAAAGAUGAAGAAGUUCAUUUACUUGGCUCUGCUUCUGGCGAUUGUGGCCAUUGCUGGGGUUGAAGCUCAUGGCUACGAAGUGUGUGGGAAGUUCAGUCCAGAUAGAAUGCUCACACAUGUUCUUCGUCACUGUGAAAAACCAGCAAGAGAUUUAACUGUUCCUGUCUCUCCAAAAUGCUGCGAGCCUCUCUCCCAAAUUUCUGAGGAAUGCUUCGACGCUAUCAUCAAUUCUGACACUUGGAAAUAUUCAGACAUCGACCAUAGCUUCGCCUUGACCAUUCCAAGACGGUGCCAUCUCAUUCAUCGCCCCCACUAGUGCACUUACACAAAGCUUAUGAACUACUAGUUACCUACCAAGCUACUGUAAUAAAGUGCGUGACUCUAUGUGUCUUUAACAAGUGCUCAUUAUAGUAGUUCAUAAUUAAUGAGAUUGUUAAUCAUGUUUCAGUGUUGAUUUAGAGUCAAGCAUAAUGUGUCUUUCGUUCAAUCUGCGAAUGGUGUUUGAUUCGUUGAGUUUGAACUUGUUUGUGUUUUUGUUUUAAUCUCAAAGAUGUAUUGAGUUUCAUACAUAAGUGAACUGUUUUUCUCUUAA
Molecule: messenger RNA, 662 nt
Organism: Neltuma alba
Lineage: Eukaryota; Viridiplantae; Streptophyta; Magnoliopsida; Fabales; Fabaceae
Exons: 1
Coding region: 75-386 (103 amino acids)
Biological process (GO): systemic acquired resistance
Molecular function (GO): fatty acid binding
Source: RefSeq, a predicted model, not a curated record